AUGGAAAUCUUUCGCGCUGAGCAAGAGCAGGCUCGACUUCGUCGCAAGCAAGAACGUGAGAUGGCAAAACUCGUCAAGAAUCAACAAAAGCAAGCCCAAAAGCAGGCAAAGGAGGCUGAAAACAGGCCAAAGAAGCCGGUAAGAGAUCAAAUCAGCGAAAUGGAUCAAGAUCGGCAAGAUCAAGCAGCUCGGAGGACGCUGACGAUUGAGGCAAGCAAUUCGUGCAUAGAGAUUUCGAAAACAUCUGCUUUUGAUGUGUUUGCGGUGUGGAUGAAUAACACCAAUCCCGACUUACUCCUCAAUGGUAGGAGAUUACAGCUUCGAAUCGAUCGAUACAAGAAAAAAUACCUGGAUGCGAAACGCUUUGAGGAGAAUACCGGUGCUGGCAUUGAGAAUGAUCAUGGACCGCAAACACUUGCGGAGGCUCUCGAGAGGAUAUGUCCCUGUUUCGAUCGUCUCGACGCUAUCUUACGAGACAAAGCGAACGUGGUGGCAAUGUUGGAAUUCGACCAUUCUCAACCUGGCCUUGAACCCCCACCUCUUGAAGAAGAAAGCGAUGCAGAGGGAGAUCUCCCCGCUGGGCAACCGAGCGAAGUGGGUGCCACCUCCAACCAGGUAGAAGGACCGUCUGUGUCCGAGUCACCCAAUUUGCUUUCACCGGACAAUUUCACAGAUUCACUGCCCAACAGUACACCAAUUAGCCGCUCGAUGAGUCUUGCAACGUCAUCCUUGAAUCCCCCAAACCAAUCGGCUCAAGGAGAAACGGGAGAUACACAAUCGUCCAACGAUCACUCAAACCUGCCAACAACACCGACUCCCAGUGGCCCCAAUGGGGGUGGGAGACAAUCUGGUCGUGGCCGGCAAACACCUCUCGGCAGGUCCUCGCAAAUGGCAUCAAUCUCGGCAGGCUCCACGUCAAAUGCACCUCAACAAGCGCCCAAGGUCUCGUUGGCAACCGCAUUCUCUAGCUCGGCCGACUCAAGGUUUGCAAUCAUCGAGCGACAAAUACAGAUUGAGCAAGAGAGAUUGAGACUUGAGGAUGCCCGCGAGGAAUCAAAAGAAAAGCGAGAAGUAUCAAGAGUAGAACGAGAGGAUGAGCGUUGGAAACGGCAACUCGACUGGGAGCGGGAACGAUAUGGUCGUGACGAAAAGCGGGCCGAUGAAAAAGAAAGUAGGCAAGUAGCGCUUCGGAACGAGAAAAAAAGUGUCAUCAUGGACCUCGUCAAGCAGGGGAGAACGCAAUCCGAGAUUGAGGCAUACAUCAGACUUAUUUAUGAUUAGGAUUUUUGAUUCGAUUUCAAUCCGAUAGGAUUUUUUUUCCGA
Molecule: messenger RNA, 1323 nt
Organism: Puccinia graminis f. sp. tritici CRL 75-36-700-3
Lineage: Eukaryota; Fungi; Basidiomycota; Pucciniomycetes; Pucciniales; Pucciniaceae
Exons: 3
Coding region: 1-1281 (426 amino acids)
Source: RefSeq, a predicted model, not a curated record